Staurois parvus is the source of this 629-nucleotide messenger RNA. Lineage: Eukaryota; Metazoa; Chordata; Amphibia; Anura; Ranidae. The record is from the annotation of a GenBank genome assembly.
UGCGCCCCCUGUACCGCCUCCUCAUGCUGCUGCCAGGUCCAGAGUGUGUGUCAUGGGCCCCCCGUACCGACUCCUCAUGCUGCUGCCAGGCCCGUAAUCUGUCAUGGGCCCCUGUACCGCCUCCUCCAUGCUGCUGCCAGGUCCAGAGUGUGUCAUGGGUCCCUGUACGGCCUCCCAUUGCUGCUGCCAGGCCGUAAUCUGCCAUGGGCCCCCGUUACCGACUCCUCAUGCUGCUGCCAGGCCCGUAAUCUUUCAUGGGCCCCUGUACCGCCUCCUCAUGCUGCUGCCAGGUCCACAGUGUCUCAUGGGUCCCUGUACCGCCUCCCAUUGCUGCUGUCUCCAUCGCCACACUCUGCCAUGUGCCACUUUCAGGUCUCCUCACACUGCUGGUGGGUUUCCAUUUUGUCAUAGGGUGCUGUAUGGCCUCCCAUUGCUGCUGCCUCCACCGCCCACACUGUGGCUCCACACUCUGGUUUUGGCCCCGUGACUGCCCCAAUGAGUGAAGUGUGCGGUGAUUCUAAGAUCGACGGCACUCAUCUGCAUGUCAUACUGACUGACAGUAUUAUUUCUCUUCCCAGCAGACUCCAAGGGCAUUUAAAUUAAAGGUACAGUGUUCUGCACUAAUAUAA